Helobdella robusta is the source of this 918-nucleotide messenger RNA. RefSeq lists its product as hypothetical. The transcript has 5 exons. The record is from RefSeq and is a predicted model, not a curated record. Gene Ontology annotation, cellular component: cytoplasm. Gene Ontology annotation, biological process: signal transduction. Lineage: Eukaryota; Metazoa; Annelida; Clitellata; Rhynchobdellida; Glossiphoniidae. Bases 109 to 846 code for a protein of 245 amino acids.
AUUUUGUAUAAAUCGGUAAAUUCGUGAUUUUCUCGCGUCUUCCUGACUGCCAAUUCCGCGUUUUUUGUCUUGGGUUUAGAUCAAUUUGCCACAAAUUUAAAAAUUAAAAUGGCUGCUGUAACUGAAAAAGAUGAUCACGUACAGAUGGCUAAACUAGCAGAGCAGGCUGAGCGAUACGAUGACAUGGCGUCGGCGAUGAAGAAAGUUACGGAAUUGGGGGCCGAACUGACGAACGAGGAGCGUAAUUUACUUUCCGUGGCCUACAAAAAUGUCGUCGGCAUGAGAAGAUCAUCAUGGCGGGUCAUCUCGAGUAUAGAGCAGAAGUUGGAGGGCAAUGAGAAGAAGACUAAGAUGGCAAAAAGUUAUAGAGAAACCAUUGAGAAGGAGUUGAGGGAUGUUUGUCAAGUUGUCCUAUCACUCCUAGAUGAUCACCUGAUCCCAAAAGCCAGCAGUGCAGAAAGUAAGGUGUUCUAUUUGAAGAUGAAAGGAGAUUAUUAUCGUUACCUGGCAGAGGUUGCCAGCAACCCCCAAGACAAAGCAGUUGUUGUUGAUGAGUCCCAGAAAACUUAUCAAGAAGCCCUGGACAUAGCAAAAGAAAAAAUGCAACCCACGCACCCAAUUAGGCUCGGUCUGGCUCUUAAUUAUUCGGUGUUUUUCUACGAGAUUGUCAACAAUCCUGAUAAAGCGUGCCAGCUUGCUAAAUCGGCCUUUGAUGAUGCCAUAGCGGAGUUGGACACAUUGAAUGAGGAUUCUUACAAGGACAGUACACUCAUCAUGCAACUGCUGAGAGAUAAUCUUACUCUCUGGACAUCUGAUGCUCAAAAUGAUGAAGAGCCAACAUCAUAAAACUGUGAUGGCGAAGAUGAUGAUGAGAAGGAGGAUGUGAUUGUGGUGAAGAUUGUGAUCGUGGUGGCUGUG